GGAUAAUGUCGUUUACACAUAAAGUGAGAUGUUGAGGUUACGGGGGUUGGUGGCCGGGAACAAGCUAUUCACCAGUCCGGGAACUGGAGAGCUUCAGUUGGGUUUGUGUCGUUGUGUUCGCCAUGUCGCUCUCAAGGUGCUUCACCACCGCUCUCCGGUCCCGCCGUGCCCUGGAGAGGACUCUUCUGCCUGCUGCCUCCGCUGUUACAGGCUUGAACAAGGUUGCAGAAGAUGAAGCUAGAGGAAAAGUAUACUAUGCUCCUACUGCUCAGUCGCAGGUGGGGCACGUGCGCCACUACAGCAAGCGGGCCAGCGUGCGGAAACACCAAGAGUCCGACUCCGAUUCGUCCGACUCCGACCGCGAGUCCGGGAAGGGGAAACGGGGCACGAGGGGCCAGACAGCAUUUUGGAGACAGAAAAUGCGCACACAUCACCAGGUGAUUGACCUCAACAAGGAUGGCGUUGUGUCAUGGGAUGACUUCGAAGUCCUCAUUGCUAGGUUCACCGAGCUUGGACACCUGUCACCUAAGGAAAUUAGCAAAUUCACAGAUGCAUUACGGCACGUAUGGGAAGAGGAGUGGGGUGCUUCAGGUGACCCGUACAUCUUCAUCGGACAAGAGCAGUUCCUGACGCAGAUGGAACAUGUUGUCAACACCAAGUCACUGAGAAAGAGAGUUGCUAGCCCUCUGCCCUAUUUCUUCAGCGCCGUAGAUCGCGAUGGAAGCGGGGAAAUCUCCAUUGAAGAAUUCAAAGUCUUUUAUUCAUGCUUAGGAUUAUCAGAACAAGCUGCCGAAGAAUCCUUUGCUUCUAUUGAUCUUAAUAAGGAUGGAAAGCUCAGUAAGAAGGAGUUUAUAAAGUUGGGACGAGAUUUCUUCCUUUCUGAGAAAGAGCACAAACCUAGCAAGCUUUUCUGGGGUCCCUUGGUUUAAUAAGCACAUGUAGACGGUUUUCUGGACUUGUGAAGAAAAUGUUGAAUUAUGUGAGCAUGACUGACAGAAAUUAGAUGAAGUCAUAAGAUUUAGGCUCCUGUGUUUAAUAUGCCCCCUGUUGGUAGUGUUUGAGAUUUGUUAAGAAAAUGUUGUUGAGUAAUGCAAAUAUGACAAAUUAGAUAAAUUCAAAUGAUGAAACUGCAUCCAGAUAUUUGCAACACUAUCUCUAUUUUAUUAUUUUUAUAUUUUGUAUUGUAUAAAGUCAAAUUGCCAUUAAUUGUUGAAUAGCAAAAAAUAUAUUUAAUCGAGUAGUGUAAAGUGUGUUAUCAUCUUUUUGCAUUUCCAUUCAAUCUGAUUUUUUUCUUAUCUUUAUUCUGAGGUAGAAUUUACUGAAAUUUAUAACCUCAAUAGAUGUUACUGUAGCACUGGCAAUAAAGUAAUUCUUACUUACCAUUGUAUACUGAAUAAAUUUUACAAUGUAUCCUGUAUUAGUUCUUUCUGGUGUGGGCAUGUAGAUAGCUUUGUGAUGAUUUGAACUAAAAAGAGAUGUCUUGUAGGUCUGCUUUUUGUUUUUCAACUCAUGAUAACACUUAUCCUUUGUAGCUGUAGUGAUUGCAGCAUUAGAGGAUGAAAUUCCUUGUCAUUGAUUCCUUGUAUUUACAAAUAUUUUCAUCAAAAUAUAAUGAAUUAUUCACUUUACUAAAGAAGUGUUUUUGUGCAUGUAGUGAAUUAUUCAUUAUGUAAAUUUCUUUAAUUUUUUUUUCUUUGAAGAAAUUAUUGAAAAUCAUACACUUUUACAACUCAUGAUAACACUUACCCUCAUUAACUGUAGUUUAUGCAUUUUGUGAGGAUGAAAAUCAUUUUCAUUAAAGGCAUCACAAAAUUAUUUCUUUUAUUUACAUACCUUUUAAUCCAGACAAAAGGAAUAUUUUAAAAUAUUUUUUAUGGGUAUUUAAUUAAUGCCAUUGUCAGCUAACAUAGGAUACUAUAAAUAUUUCAUGCUUCAUGUCUUUUCACUGAUACUUUCAUGGAAUUUAAGAACUAAUCAAUCACAUGAAGGAUUACAAUUUUAGAUAAUACAAAAAAAAAAAAUCAUACAUGUAGGAAACCAUCAUAUAUGGAAUAAUCCUUACAAACUGCUAUGAACUGUUUCCCAGUAGCAUAAAGAAAAUGGUACAAUAAAUGGUGGAGCUAAUUAGAGUAAAAAAUUAGAUAUUGUACUAUACAUUCCCUGCUGAUCAUAAAGAUCAGUAAAAACAUUUAUUUAUGAGAGUAUUAACUUCAGGCCAAAGUCCUCAGUUGUCUUGAUGAGAUUACUACUUUGAAGACAACUUUUUGAAAAAACAUAGAGAAAAUUACCUUCCUCAUACAAGAAUGUGUAAGAAUACCGAGGUCUUGAACAACAGCUAUUAGGAAAUAUAUAGAUCAUAAAUUUAUGAUACAGGCUUCUGGUAAAUAUACAUUUUGAUAAAAUGCCUCUACUGGGGAUUUUAAGUUAGAGGGUCUUCUUCUCUGAGUAUUAAAAUUAUUAUUGUGUAGAAAUAAAUCCUGAAAGUUAA
Messenger RNA from Penaeus monodon (black tiger shrimp), 2488 nucleotides. It is a transcript of the gene CBP, whose product is annotated as sarcoplasmic calcium-binding protein-like. Gene Ontology annotation, molecular function: calcium ion binding. The record is from RefSeq and is a predicted model, not a curated record. NCBI's taxonomy places the organism in Eukaryota, Metazoa, Arthropoda, Malacostraca, Decapoda, Penaeidae. The transcript is spliced from 7 exons. The coding region runs from base 123 to 929 and encodes 268 amino acids.